GCGAGCCUACAUCGGAGACGCAGGAGCGUUUUAGAAGAUAGAAUAAAAUCUCCGUAGGACGCUCCGUAUCGGUUCAUUCCUCGCCGAGUUCGUUACCGAGAGGUGCUUUGACUGGAUACGUUACUUGUACAAGUUGUGCGCCGCGUCCGAGACUAUAUGGUUAUUACGGUGUACUAAAACUGUGCUUGCGGCUCCGAGUUUUCGACCAAACUGCAGGUCGCGCGGGUGUUCUAGUUUUUUUUGCUUCAGGAAAAAAAAGGUUACAUACAUAGUUCUUCCUACUUCCCGGAAUCGAUAGAAAAGCUCCUGGAAGUGAUUUUCAAAUUAAAAGUUUACGAAUAAGUGAAAGGAUGUUGUGUUUUACAGAGAGGAAAAUUGUGGGUUUCCUGAAUUUGUGCUGUGGGAGCUAGAAAUUUUAUCUCAACAGAAUCAGUGAUCAUCAACUCCCUAUUUACAGUUUUAUUGCACGUGAUUUUUUCUGCAUUUUAUAAGAUUAGAGGCGUUGUCACUCGAAGGCGAGAAUCGUUUAUUGUGUUGUUUACGUGUUGAAUCCCUUAGCAGUUAGUGUUUGAUCAAGUGGCGAUGAUCUUCACCGAAAAUAUGCGGCAUCUGUAGAGAAGGUUUAACGAGAACAAAAAAUUCGUUCGACGUUACACUGCUGAAAGCGAAGAAAAUAGAAAGAGGCUCAUCAAAAUGCCGUCAACGAUAAAAUUUAUGAGUGCAGUGUUGUUGCUGCUACACACCAACGUUCGGAGUACCAGUGCCAUGGAGCAGACCAAUGAUAUAACUCUUCCUUCGACGGAAUGGACCAGUGCCAAUACCCCCGCCAGUUUGGCCAGUGAAACCGAGUUCAUCAACCAUCAGCUCCGAUCAGUCAAGGAGCCAGAAACGACAGCUGAACUCACAACACCGACCACAACAUCAACAACAACGACGACGACGACAACAACAACAAUAGCACCAGCACCGGACUCCAACAAAAGCACCACCAUGACCCCGGAGGAGCUCCAGAGGUUGCUUCUGCCACCGGCCAAGAUCGAGGCCAGCAUACAACAUCUGAACACAACGGCGGAAAUUCAUGAGAAGAUUAUCAACGAAUCAGACUGCCCAUCGCUCGAAAGCGCCGACAAGCUGUCCCAAACCCAGCUGCUGCAACGACUAACCCACGUCUGCCGUUAUGACCGGUUGGAACGACCCUCCCCAGCUCCUUUGGCAAACGGAUCCAAACCUCCAGUUGAAGUUUAUGCUCGAGCUUACAUAUACUUUAUGCAGAACCUGGAAGCCCACGAUUUACAAUUCAAAAUUCAUGCGCUACUGCAGCUCCGUUACGUUGAUCCUCGGCUAGUCUUUGGCAAGGUAGCUCCCACCAAAACGGAACCCAUAAUGGGUGAACAAUCGCUUCGGGAUCUGCUGUGGGUGCCACAUGUCUUCCUCGCGAACGAACGGAGCUCGGAUAUUCUCGGAACGGCUGAAAAGGAUAUCCUCACGUCGAUUAGUCCCGACGGAACGGUUAUAAUUUCGACACGAAUCAGUGCCACGCUGUACUGUUGGAUGAACUUGCAGAAAUUUCCCUUCGACGAGCAGCAUUGUUCGACGAUUUUAGAAAGCUGGAUGUUGAAUACGACACACUUAACCUUGAAGUGGGAAUCAAAAUCUCCAGUGACCUUGGCCCCGGAGUUGCAUCUGACUGAAUACGUUUUGCUGGAAAUGUUCACGAACGAAACCGUUAUUAAUGCUGAUCUUAGUGAUCUACGACAUGGUUCAUUUGCUGGCAAUUACAGCUCCCUAAGCUUCACCGUGCACUUGGCUCGAGAGAUGGGCUUCUAUUUGAUGGACUACUUCAUCCCGUCUUGUAUGUUGGUAGCUAUCUCAUGGGUCACCUUUUGGCUCCAGGCUGAUCAGUCAGCGCCCCGAAUCACCCUCGGUACCAGCACUAUGUUGACCUUCAUUACUCUGGCUUCGGCUCAGGGCAAAACACUGCCCAAAGUCAGCUACAUCAAAGCGUCCGAAAUAUGGUUCCUCGGAUGCACGGGUUUCAUCUUCGGUAGCUUGGUAGAGUUUGCAUUUGUGAACACCAUUUGGAGGAGGAAAAAGAAUGUCGAACUGAAGAAAAAGAAUAGCAAAUACAUUUUCAAAUCGCUCACGCCUCUUCCAUCGCGCAAGGAAAUGGGAGGACUGCAAAAAUCUCAUUCAUGCACCAGUUUGGAUGGGCAAGCCACCAUAACUGCAGCGAACUCCUACAACAAUUAUCUAACAGUUCAUUCUUUUCCAUCGAAAUCAAACUCGGCACUCCCAAUCAUUACCACCUCGAACGACGACACCUUGGAUAAUCGUAACGGAAAUAUUGCCAUCAAAAUUGAUGACGCAUCCGGUGACCCAAGCAAAACGACCGACAAAACCGGUUGGACCACGAUGACACCGCAAGAGAUAGCCAUCUGGAUAGACAAACGUUCCCGAUUCGUGUUUCCCAUCUGCUUCCUUAUCUUUAAUAUAUUCUAUUGGACAUUCGUGUACUAUUUGUAAAUUCUUUAGACUUUACAGUCAUCAGUGUGUGUACAUCUUUUACAGUAACAAUAACUGGUAAUUUAAGUGAUUGAAAAGUCAUUCUAUUGCGACAAAUGCAGUGAUAUCCGACAGCUUUUAAAUGAUCAUAAUAGUUUAGAUGUGUCGCAAAGCGAUUAGGGAACCUUCUUUGUAUUGUGUAAUUGACAACGAAUUUGUACACGCGAGUAUCUGAGCUAACAGUGCCUUCAACUAGAUGUAAGCCAUGAUUGUGAAACUGACUUAAUAGACCAAUUAUUUAUUUAUGAUAUAAAUUCGC
This is a messenger RNA of Uranotaenia lowii, 2821 nucleotides long. Its product is annotated as pH-sensitive chloride channel 2-like. Gene Ontology annotation, molecular function: neurotransmitter receptor activity; chloride channel activity; extracellular ligand-gated monoatomic ion channel activity. NCBI's taxonomy places the organism in Eukaryota, Metazoa, Arthropoda, Insecta, Diptera, Culicidae. Gene Ontology annotation, cellular component: membrane; synapse; neuron projection. The coding region runs from base 694 to 2523 and encodes 609 amino acids. The transcript is spliced from 7 exons. The record is from RefSeq and is a predicted model, not a curated record. Gene Ontology annotation, biological process: regulation of membrane potential; signal transduction; chloride transmembrane transport.